UCCAAACAAUGCUCUCCGGAGCCCGGCGGGGCUGCUGGCGGCUGGGCGACCGACCACGAGACCCGGGGAGCGCGGUCCCGAGGAAGCUUCUCUGUCAGCCACACCUGCCUCCCACAAGACCACACCAGAGAGCCGGACACAAGAUGAACCAGCAUAUUGCCCGCUCAAGAUGCAGCAGACCCUCCGACUAAACCCCAAGAGCCUGAAAAUGUCUGCGUGCAGUGACUUUGUGGAGCACAUCUGGAAGCCUGGGUCCUGCAAGAAUUGCUUCUGCCUAAGGAGUGAUCACCAGCUGGCCCCCAGCCAGCCCCAGCAUAGGGCCGGCAGCCUGCCCCCUCCACCGCGCCUGCCCCCCAGGCCCGAGAUCUGCCGCCCUGAGGAUGAAGGUGUGAACAGCUCCCCCUACUCCAAGCCCACCAUCGCCGUGAAGCCCACCAUGAUGACCUCUGACGCCUCUGAUGUGUGGACAGAGGCGAACAUGAGUGCCGAAGUCUCACAGGUCAUCUGGAGACGAACCCCUGGCAAACUCCCACUCUCCAAGCAGGAAGACCUGCCAAUCGUUUACCUGGGCAGCUUCCGUGGCCCACAGAAGCCUGCUGGGCCCCCUGCCACCACCGACGGCCACUCUCACUGUUCCCCGGCUUACACCAUGGUUGGCCUGCACAACCUAGAGGCCAGGGGUGAACGGAACACGGCCUUCCACCCAGUGGGGGUCUCGGAUGACAAGGCCAGGCGAGAAGAUAAGUCCACAUUUUCCUACCCAGAGCCGCCCUCCACUCAAGAGAGCUUCCGCCAGAAACUGGCCACCUUUGCCGGGAUGACGCCUGUCUGUCACAAGGGCCCCGGGCCCUGCCCCUCUUCACAGCCCCUGCGGGAGUCCCCGCGCUCCGAGGAUGACAGCGAUCAGAGGUGCUCACCCUCAGGGGACAGUGAAGGUGGGGAAUAUUGCUCCAUCAUGGACUGUUGUCCCGGGAGCCCUGUUGCCAAGGCCACCUCCCAGGCCGAGGACGCUAGGCACAAACAUGGUGGAGGGGACUGCCGGCCAGUGUGCUGGGAACCGGGAACAUGCCCAGGGGCAAAUGAGGAGGAGAAGCGGGUUUUGAGCUUCCCAAGGGAGUGCUGUAGUCCAGGGCCCCCGACAGAGAACCUACCCCGCCUGGGCCCCAAGAAGCCAUCCCUUACCUCAGAGCCCGCCACUUCUUCUGAUGGCCUGUCCUGCAGGAGCGGAAGUAGUGGUGCUGACAGCCCCUUUGCCCCCCAUCUCGAGAGUGAUUACUGCUCCCUCAUGAAGGAACCUGCACCUGGCAAGCGGCAGGACCCUGGCUGCUCUGUAGCGACCUCCAGCAGGUACCUUGGGCUGCCUGCGGAGACCCAGCCUCCUGCCCUCUCCAGAGGGGCUGUCCCCUCUGAACCCAUCUAUGCUGAGAGCACCAAGAGGAAGAAGGCAGCUCCAGCACCUUCCAGGGCACAGGCCAAGGCAGAACCCAUGCCGACAGCCCAGGGCCAGUUAUGGACAGCUAACACCUGGGCUCAGAAAACAGCAUCUGGCUGGAGUCGGGACAGGGAUGGCCCAGAUGCAGCCCCCCAGGUGGCAGCCACCAUCACAGUCAUGGCAGCCCACCCAGAAGAAGAUCACCGGACGAUCUACCUGAGCAGCCCCGACUCUGCGGUGGGGGUGCAGUGGCCACGCAGGCCAGUGAGCCAGGACUCUGAGGCAGGAGAAGAGGAGACUUCAGUUGUGCAGGGACUGAGCUCGAGGGAAAGCCACCGUCACGAUACCAGUGAGAACACGCCCAAGGGGAGGCCGGCCAUUCCCCCCAAGUUGUCCAAGAGUAGCCCUGGGGGGUCUCCGGUGUCACCAUCUGCCUCCCCCCUGUCCACCCUCAGUGAGGGGAACUCCAGUGGUGGUGUUGGAUCCCAGCCUUCAUCCAAGAGUCCCACAGACCCCGCUCUGUCCUGCCGAGCCAACAGUGUAGCUACCAGUGACUCUGUCAGGGGCCCCCCACCCACCAUCACUGCUGCCUCAGCCUUGGACCAGAGGCGGCCCCGCUAUCAGACUGGGGCCUGGAGUCGUCAGUGCCGGAUAGAGGAAGAGGAGGAGGUGGAGCAGGACUUACUGAGUCAAGCCUGGGGAAGAGAGACGGAAAAUGGCACCCUGGACCCCUCAAGCUCCUCGACUUGGCACCGUCUCCACCCAACAGACAGCUCCUCUGGGCAGAACAGCAAAGCUGGGGCCGGGAUGAGCAAGUCAGCCUCUUUUGCCUUCGAGUUCCCUAAGGACAGAAGUGGGAUAGAGGCAUUCUCACCUCCUCCGCCACCUCCAAAGUCGAGGAACCUUUUAAAGAUGAACAAGAGCAGCUCUGAUCUGGAAAAAGUGAGCCAGGGCUCCACAGAGAGCCUCAGCCCUUCUUUCAGGGGCAUCCACGUCAGCUUCACCACGGGCUCCUCAGACAGCCUGGCCUCAGACUCCAGGACCUGCAGCGAUGGAGGCCCAUCCUCUGAGCCCACUCACUCGCCCACCAGCAGUGGGAAGAAGCUCUUCGCUCCUGUUUCAUUCCCCUCGGGCUCCACCGAGGAUGUGUCCCCCAGCAGCGCUCUGCAGCCCCCGCCUCUCCCCCAGAAAAAGAUAGUGAGCCGGGCAGCUUCUUCGCCAGAUGGCUUCUUCUGGACCCAGGGCUCCCCCAAGACAAGAACAGCGAGCCCCAAGCUGAACCCCAGUCACUCGGAGACCAACGUCUGCGUCCACGAGGACUCCCACUUGAGCCACUCCUCCAGAUAUGGUCCUGGGAGCCGCCAGCACCAGAUCUUCUCUUCGGAGCCUCUGGAGAAAACCUUCAAAGGCAAUGGCCACUGGGUCCCAGCACCGGGGUCGGCGGGCAGCAAAAGCAUCUGUGGGAGCUCUGGCGCCCAGUGCAAAGGGGCCCCCUCGGCCUCCUCCUCUCAGCUGAGCGUGUGCAGCCAGGCGUCCAGCAGCAGCACCCAGCUGCACCUGCGCAGCCUCCUGAGCAGCAUCAGCAGCAAGGACGGCACCUACAAGAAGCUGGGGGGGCUCUACGCCCAGUCCCUGCUCCGCCUGGUGGCCAAGUGUGAGGACCUCUUCAUGGGUGGCCAGAAAAAGGAGCUGCACUUCAACGAGAACAACUGGUCGCUCUUCAAGCUCACCUGCAACAAGCCCUGCUGUGACUCGGGGGAUGCCAUUUAUUACUGCGCCACCUGCUCCGAGGACCCCGGCAGCACCUAUGCUGUGAAAAUCUGCAAAACCCCGGAGCCCAAAACGGCCUCGUACUACAGUCCCUCUGUGCCCGUGCACUUCAACAUCCAACAGGACUGCGGUCACUUUGUCGCCUCCGUGCCCUCCAGCAUGCUCUCGUCUCCUGAUGUGCCCAAGGACCCUCUGCCUACCCUGCCCCCGCCGCCCCCAGCCCAGGAGCAGGACUGUGUGGUGGUCAUCACCCGAGAGGUGCCCCACCAGACCGCCUCUGACUUUGUGCGGGACUCGGCCACCAGCCAUCAGUCCGAACCCGAGGUUUACGAGCGGCGCGUAUGCUUCCUGCUUCUGCAGCUCUGCAACGGGCUGGAACAUCUGAAGGAGCACGGGGUCAUCCACCGAGAUCUGUGCCUGGAGAACUUGCUGCUGGUGCACUGCACCCCCCAGGCCUCCCCGGGCUCCUCCGCUGCUACCCCUGGCCCCCCUGUCUCUUCUGCCACGUCCAGUGCCCCUCCCACCACCACAUCCCCUCCCCCUGCAGCCCAUCCCUCCCCUUGCCCUUCCACAGCCCUCCCAGCCAGUGCCACUCCCACCCCCCCAGCUGCCUCUUCCUGUCAGGGAGUGCCAGGUGAGAAGCACUUGCCCAGACUCAUCAUCAGCAACUUCCUGAAGGCCAAGCAAAAACCAGGCAGCACUACCAACUUGCAGCAGAAAAAGAGCCAGGCCCGGCUGGCCCCCGAGAUCGUGUCAGCCUCCCAGUACCGCAAAUUCGAUGAGUUCCAGACAGGCAUCCUCAUCUAUGAGCUGCUCCACCAGCCCAACCCUUUCGAGGUGCGGGCCCAGCUGCGGGAGCAGGACUACCGGCAGGACGACCUGCCCCCUCUGCCGCCGCUGUCCCUCUACUCACCAGGCCUGCAGCAGCUCGCCCACCUGCUGCUGGAGGCCGACCCCAUCAAGCGCAUCCGCAUAGGGGAGGCCAAGCGGGUGCUGCAGUGCCUGCUGUGGGGCCCCCGGCGGGACCUGGUAGAGCAGCCCGGCACCUCUGAGGAAGUCCUCUACAACACCCUGAAAAACUGGAUUGACAUGAAGCGGGCCCUGAUGAUGAUGAAGUUUGCCGAGAAGGCGGUGGACCGCAGGCGCGGGGUGGAGCUGGAGGACUGGCUUUGCUGCCAGUACCUGGCAUCUGCGGAGCCAGGAGCCCUCCUGCAGUCACUGAAGCUCCUGCAGCUUCUGUGAACGCAGCCCCCAGCCCAGCACUUUAGCUGACCCCGCCGAUCUGACCCCUCCCAGGCCCCAGGCCCUGGCCUUGGAAACAUCCAUGUCUCCCUGGGAAAUGGUACAAAUGACUAUCACUCUU
This is a messenger RNA of Condylura cristata (star-nosed mole), 4565 nucleotides long. RefSeq names its product tyrosine-protein kinase SgK223 (gene PRAG1). The record is from RefSeq and is a predicted model, not a curated record. The transcript has 6 exons. Gene Ontology annotation, molecular function: ATP binding; protein kinase activity. Gene Ontology annotation, biological process: protein phosphorylation. NCBI's taxonomy places the organism in Eukaryota, Metazoa, Chordata, Mammalia, Eulipotyphla, Talpidae. Bases 170 to 4444 code for a protein of 1424 amino acids.